This is a messenger RNA of Hansenula ciferrii, 1161 nucleotides long. It is a transcript of the gene HAT1, whose product is annotated as histone acetyltransferase catalytic subunit HAT1. The record is from RefSeq and is a predicted model, not a curated record. Gene Ontology annotation, cellular component: nucleus. Gene Ontology annotation, molecular function: histone H4 acetyltransferase activity; histone binding. Gene Ontology annotation, biological process: subtelomeric heterochromatin formation. Bases 1 to 1161 code for a protein of 386 amino acids. The transcript has a single exon. Lineage: Eukaryota; Fungi; Ascomycota; Saccharomycetes; Phaffomycetales; Wickerhamomycetaceae.
AUGUCUUAUAAUCCAGAAACUUGGACUAUCUCAUCAAAUGAAGCACUCAAAGUAUCCAUAGCUGAUGAUCAAGGUUAUAUCUCUUUUUCUCCAUUAUUCACAUAUCCAAUUUUUGGUGAUGCUGAACAAAUUUUUGGUUAUAAAGAUUUAAAAAUUAAUCUUGUUUUCGAUAGUAUUACAUUCUUACCAUUUUUAAAAGUUAAUUAUAGUGAAAAAUUAAAUGAUGAAGUUGAUGAUAUUCAAAAGAAAAUCUUGGGGUUCUUACCAAGCUCUACUAUAAUUGAUGAUGAAGCUAAAUGGAUUGAUACAUUUACUCAAGAACAAAAAGAAUUGAAAAGGGAUUCUUGGGAAUUAAUUAAUGAUUAUAAUGUUAAGAAUGAAGAUUUCCAAGUAUUUAAAACAAAUUUUAAACAAAAUGGUCAAGAUAAUCUUCAAUCAAUUGAAUUGAAUAAAAGAUUACAAAUAUUUGUAUUAUUAUUUAUUGAAGCAGGUUCUUAUAUUGAUACAUCAGAUGAAUUAUGGGAUUUAUUUUUACUUGUUUCUAAGAAAACACAAAAAAUAUUGGGUUUUACCACUGCAUAUUCAUACUUUAAAUACAAUGGUGCUCAAGAAUUUGAUUCAAAUGAUGAAAUUUAUACAAGAAAUAAAAUUUCACAAUUUGUUAUAUUUCCACCUUAUCAAAAACAUCAACAUGGUUCAUGGUUAUAUAAUUCUAUUGUAUCAUAUUGGAUGGGGAAAUUAACAGUUAAAGAAAUUACAAUUGAAGAUCCAAAUGAAAAAUUUGAUGAUUUGAGAUAUAGAAAUGAUUUUAAAAGACUUUAUGAAGAUGGUUUUAUAAAUUCAUUACCAACUACACUAACAAAAAUUGAUUUGAAUUGGUUUCAAAUUCAUGCACAACAAUACAAGAUUGAAUUAAAUCAAUUUAAAAAACUAGUAGAAAUUGGUUAUUUAUAUACAGAACAAUUUAAAUUAGCAAGAUUAAUCAUUAAAAAAAGACUAUAUGAAAAAAAUAAAGAUGGAUUAUUAGAACUAGAACUUGCAAUAAGAAAUGAUAAACUUCAAACAGCUUAUGAAUCAAUAAAACAAGAUUAUGAUCGUAUAAUUGAUUCAAUAAGAGUUCGUGAAAUUGAUCAAAAUCCAUUGAAAAAGCAAAAAAUUUAA